AUGUAUCACUCAGCAUACGUUGACAGCAAAGACUUUAACGAACUUUGGGUAAACCAGACGAACUCUACAACUCCGUGUGCCGCGUAUUUCCGGAACUUGAAUUUCGUGGAGUCACUUAGAAAUUGUGAUGAAAGCCAUCUGUACAUAUGCACAAAACCUACGAGGUUUUUAGGUCAUACUAAUUUCGAGAUCGGUGGCCCGUUCCUCGACCAAGAUGAGUUUCUCGAGUAUUCACCCUUAACACUACACACACUGUACGGAAAACUUGACAGGGCCGUGUAUGAAGGAGAACUUGUUUUUGUUCAUACGCCUACUGCAAUUACGGAUUAUACAAGUAAAUAUUACGAGAUUACUCUGAACGAUCGAGAUAUCGUCACACAAUCAAAUCCGAAAGUUGCACCAUAUUACAUAAACGUGACAUUACCGCCGUGGGAAAUAAAUAGUUUUCGGCUUGAUUUGAUCUACGACAACAUUAUGCGGUCCGCGGGGUACUAUACCUUUGGCUUGUACAAUAUCAACCCUCCACAGUCCUACAAGCCAUCACCGCCAGUACUUGUACGAUACUCAGCGUUUGAAAAUUCGGGGAAACUGUCGAUGUCCAUGAUGCACAAGUUUAAUCUACUCAAAGAUGAAAACAUACCUAACAUAAUAAACGCGUACACAGGAGGGAUGUAUAAUGCGUCGAUUGUGCCGGCUGGACUUGGGGCAAUCGCAUCGGAUUAUAGAGGGAAAAUCGAAUAUGUCAGCUCACGGACUUUGAAAAUGCGAAUAUUUGUUGCACCAAGGGACGCAUCAACAGAUCUUGAACAAGUUGUUUUGCAAAUUGUCAAGAAACAUUUAAGGACUUCGGCUAGAAACAUAGUUAAUCCUGAUACUUUAGUAGUUCGGAGUACAGUCACUUGUCCACUGACCGUUACACACAGAGAUGGAAGGGUUAUAACGUUCCAAUCAGUACGAAUUGGCGACCAGACAUUUAGCUGGGAACGUUGUUAUCCAGAAAAUAAAGCCCUCGCUACCGCCGAAUGUAAGGGGAAUUACGACGAUGGAGCAAUAUUGGAUAAUAUCAGGCUGGCCGAUGGUUGCGGAGUUGUUCCAGCGUAUAAUCAGUCAACUAGUACCGAAUUCCUUAAAAAUCUGUCUGAGACAGUAUUUGACAAGCAAAACUUCAAGAAUAUUUUGAACACCACCGUGAAAUUGACAGAUCCACGGGUCAACUUAACAGAAGCAGAUAUAAUUUAUGUGGCUGAUAUUCUUUACCACUACCUGGAUUUUGACAUUAGAAAUACUUCGUCGGAGGUUAUGGACUAUGUUUUGAGUAUAGCUAACAACAUACUUCAAAUCAACCCGGAAUCCAUAGACCUCGCUCAAAAGAUAACGAGCGCAGGAAAUACGAUUAUUCGUUCAGUUGAUGACCUAACGAAUCAGGUUCAACUAUCCACCAAUGGCUCCUUGCAGUUUAUUCGAGACUCCAUUGUGAGCGAGAUUUGGGAUCAAAAUGGAUCAGGUGACCUUGUAAUUGGAAUAAACCUUAGCAAUACGACGGGUACGGCGAUAAAUAAAGACUCUAUUUCAUCUGUAAAAAGACCGGAUGACGUUGAUAUUCCGACUGCUGAGACAACUGUUUACCUGGGGGAGAAUUUGGUUAAAGGACAUGUGUCAAGGCUCACUUUUCACAUUUAUGCAAAGACGGAUCUUUUUUCAACCGCUGGAAAUAGAUUAAAAAUUAACAGCAAAGUUGCCGCAGCCAGAUUAACAAAGAAUGGUAGAGACAUUGUACAGUUGGGAAAUGAUUCAGUUACGAUUGUGUUUCAAGUUUUGGAGGACCACAAUAACCCAGUUUGCUCCUACUGGGAUUAUUACGCAGACGAGGGUGCAGGCGGUUGGAGAACUGAUGGAUGUUCUAUGACGUCAUAUGUCAACAAUACUGUGGUCUGCAAGUGUAAUCAUCUUACAAACUUUGCAGUGUUAAUUGAUCUCGAGGGCGGCAGUGGAAUUUCAGAGCGUAACAAAGUUGCAUUGGGAAUCAUCACAAAAGUCGGACUCAGCAUCUCAAUUAUUGGCCUAGGUCUUACAAUUUUAACGUUCGUCAUUUUCAAGCACUUACGCAACGGUCGCGGUCGACAGGUGUUGGUAAACUUGAGCGUGUCCAUUUUGUGCUCCGCAAUCCUAUUCCUUUUUGGUAUGGAAAGAACGGAGUCGCGUGGUGGAUGCAUCGUCGUGGCUGCACUUCUUCAUUACUUUAUCCUCGUAUCAUUCAUGUGGAUGCUCGUCGAGGGGAUCUUGCAGUACCUGCGAUUUGUGAAAGUUCUUGGGACGUAUAUCCCCAAAUUCAUGAUCAAGACGAUGAUACCGGCAUGGGGAAUACCCUUGAUUCCGGUUAUUAUAGUACUGGCUAUAGAUUACGAUAUGUACUACGGUGGAAAAGGAUAUUGCUGGUUAUCGGGAAAUCCACUGCUGUAUGCAUUUAUUAUUCCCAUAGCGGUCGUUAUCCUUGCAAACCUCAUCGUGUUUACGCUGGUCAUGUGUAAUUUGUUAAGACGGAAUACGAAUACCAUGAAAUCAAACCAGUCGGAACUCAAGAUGGCAUCCUUGCACUUUCAGGCUGCUGUGUCUAUAUUUGUUAUUCUAGGUCUGUCGUGGGUUUUUGGUUUCCUGACAGUUGAUGACACCAGGAUCGUCUUUCACUAUCUGUUUGCGAUAUUCAACGCCUUCCAAGGACUCUUCAUCUUCUUGCUCUUUACUCUCAGAGAAAAGAAGAUUCGCAAUGCCUGGAGAAAGUUGUGCUGUCCUAAAUCCGUUUACAAGUCUACUACCGGUUCGGAAGAACACACAGGAAAGAGUACACACUCCGCUACUUAAAGUACUGAAGUAGUGGGCAUCAACUGAAACAGUACAGGCUACUCCAAUGGAGAGGAGCCAAAAUAGUGACUUUUUGAUUUGGAAUGCAAACACAUAAUGUGAAAACGGAAAGGUUUUCACCCCUUGAUUUAACCAUCCUCUUGAUGGAACUGUACUAACAUUCCAUGCCAUUUGUAAAUGUCUGUUCUUGGUUUUUCGUGAAAAUAGUCGAAGUAGUGUCUUAGACUUGGUGGUGUCGUUGUCGACAAUGCCGUUGGGGUUGCUCAAUAUAUAUGCAAAAAGCUACAGAAACAUGCUCAGUAGCAAAAAGUUUAAAGAUAAACCCGGUUUAGUGGCAAUGGGCAACGCCAAAACAUAGAACAAAAAUUCACAGACAAGAAACAUAGAACAGCACACAACUCUACAAACAGCACAGUGCAUAAAUACUAUAUAUAUAUAACUAUAUAUAUAAUUGGUAUGUUUAUCAAGAAUUGUUAGAAAUAGCCUUUAAUAGCUUUACAUUGGAGUCCGUUACAGAUAUUCGCAUGAUUUUGUUUUGGCUAUAAGUGUUAGAUAUUCGAAGGAAAUUCACAAUGACUAUAAAGUAGAACCCGUUACAUAUAUAUGGAUGCCAUUAGUGUACAGGUUUUAAAUGAGGAUGAUCACAUAUGUAGCAAGUGCCACUACUCUUGCAAAUAUAUUUUGAGUUGUUGCCACUUCGUCAUAAGGAGACACGGGUGAGCGUUGCAGUUUGUUGUGCUUUUGUUUUGCUCGAGCUAGAUUUCUUAAAGGGACUCGUUCACAAUAGGGUAAAUUGCAGUUUCUAAGAAAAUAUUUCCGUUUUCCAAAUCAAGCAUGGCAAAUCGUUUGAAGUGUUCAAACUAUGUUUUGACAGCUUGAAACCUUUCUUAAAAUUUGACAUAUGUUCAAAUCUUGCCUUUGAAGUCUUGAAAAGCGUAAUUAACGCAUGACAUUUUAUUUGGUUAUAAGAGUUAGAUAUUCGAAGGAAAAUCAUAAUGACUAUAAAGUAGAACCCGUGACAUAUAUAUGGAAGAGACUAGUGUAUAGGUUUUUAAUGACAAUACGCAUAUGUGUAGCAAGUGGCAUCCCUCUUGCAAAUAUAUUUUGAGUUGUUGCCACUUCGGGAGAAACGGAUGAGGGUUGUCGUUUGUUGUGCCCAAUAUCCAUCCUGUAGCACUACCUUUACGUUCGCAGCCAGUGCAUGUGUUCACGGUAAAUUUAAUAGAGCAGUCCCUGUUCACCGCUGAGUAGGAAUGCUUGAAUAUUGCCUUUUUUCAAAUUUCAACAAUAUUUUGAAAAGAAACAAUACAUUGUGUUUUUUAAAAGCUUUUACUCGCGUAUUGUAGGAAAACUAUUUGGGUACCAAAAUGUCAACGAGUCCCUUUUAACCACUGUCAAAGAGUCAAUGGAGACUUUGAUAUGGCCUGAUUUUCAUGUAAAUUCUCCUUUGCUAGAACUCCUUUUAUCUCGAUUUUG
Mya arenaria is the source of this 4335-nucleotide messenger RNA. RefSeq names its product adhesion G-protein coupled receptor G6-like. The transcript is spliced from 21 exons. The coding region runs from base 1 to 2859 and encodes 952 amino acids. The record is from RefSeq and is a predicted model, not a curated record. Gene Ontology annotation, molecular function: G protein-coupled receptor activity. Gene Ontology annotation, biological process: cell surface receptor signaling pathway; G protein-coupled receptor signaling pathway. NCBI's taxonomy places the organism in Eukaryota, Metazoa, Mollusca, Bivalvia, Myida, Myidae. Gene Ontology annotation, cellular component: membrane.